This is a messenger RNA of Poecilia latipinna (sailfin molly), 8607 nucleotides long. RefSeq names its product Ral GTPase activating protein catalytic subunit alpha 2 (gene ralgapa2). Gene Ontology annotation, cellular component: nucleus; cytoplasm. Bases 202 to 6252 code for a protein of 2016 amino acids. The record is from RefSeq and is a predicted model, not a curated record. Gene Ontology annotation, biological process: positive regulation of GTPase activity; regulation of small GTPase mediated signal transduction. The transcript is spliced from 42 exons. NCBI's taxonomy places the organism in Eukaryota, Metazoa, Chordata, Actinopteri, Cyprinodontiformes, Poeciliidae. Gene Ontology annotation, molecular function: GTPase activator activity.
CUGUGCUUCCGUAUUUACACACCCACCAAAUAAAACACACACACACACACACACGCAGGACAGGGCUCACUAGCGGCGGUCGGGUGAAUGUUUACCGAACAAGCAUAGAGUGGUGGUGCGGAAAGUGACAGUCACACUGGAGCCUUGGUGUAUGGUGAAACACAGGUGAUUUCUGCUUCCACGGUUGCAUUUUACAGCGGAAUGUUCACUCGAAGGGGGCAUGGGGACGUCAAGAAAUCUACACAGAAAGUUCUGGACCCAAAGAAGGAUGUUUUGACCCGACUGAAGCACCUGCGGGCGCUGAUAGACAUCAUUGACAAGAGUGAACUAAAGGCAUUCUUUGAAAGCAACUGCUCACAGAUUUAUUUUAUCUUCUAUGAAAAUUUCAUUACACUGGAAAGCAGCUUAAAACAAAAAGGGAACAAAUCUCAAAGGGAAGAGCUGGACUCGAUCCUCUUUAUUUUUGAAAAAAUUCUUCAACUUCUGCCUGAGAAAAUCUACAACAGAUGGCAAUUUCACAGUAUAGGUUCUAUUCUGAAAAAACUUCUGCACACUGGAAAUUCAUUUAAAAUCCGCUGUGAGGGGAUCCGUCUCUUCCUGCUGUGGCUUCAGGCUCUACGGGACAAUUGCGCCGAGGAGCAGUUCCUUAUCUUUGCCUGUCUGGUUCCGGGAUUCCCUGCUGUUUCCUCCUCCAGAGGACCCUGCACGCUUGACACCAUCAUUAACAACCCAUCUUCUAUCACCCUAGAAGCCAAGGUAGUGCCUGAGGAGAUCACCCCUUUGGUUCCAGCUGUGUCUGGAGAGAAGGUUGCAGAGGACCUGACUUGUUACUUUCUUGAAACACUGCUCAAGUACAUGGUUAUCCAGGCAUCCAGUUUAGAAUGGAAGAACAAAGAGAGCGAAGACACGGGCUUCAGAUUUCUCUUCAGUCUUUUCAAGAAGUACUACCUUCCACAUCUAUUCCCCUCUUUCACCAAAUUCACAAAUCUUUAUAAGCCUUUGUUAGAACUCCCCCCGCUCAGACCGAAACCCUUGUAUGUGCCGGUGACGAGGAACAACGAGAGCACUUUCUGCACCAGGGAUCAGUACUUGGCACCCAGGGUGGCCUUCAUCACCUGGCUGGUCACUUUCUUCCUGGAGAAGAAGUACGUCAACAGUGCUGCUGCAGCGCAGAGCGCCAAGAACGGCACUGAGGUCAUUCCCAAACUCAUCCAGACUGUCACUGCAGGCGGUAGCAGCCAGGAGAAGGAGAAAGAUAAGACUGCUGAUGGGGAUACUAGCGGACCACCAGGGGAUACAGAAAAGAGCCACUCUAACAGCAGCACGCUCUCCGAUCGAAGGCCCAGUGAUUCCAGUUUGUGUAGCAUUGAGGAGGAGCACAAGCAUGUCUACGACAUGGUGCACUGCAUUCUGCUGUCCACAAGGGACAAUGUUAAUUUUGUCAAUGAAGUCUUCCACCAGGCCUUCUUGUUGCCGGCUUGUGAAGCCUCGGCAACCAGGAAGGUCAUCAAAGUGUACAGAAAGUGGAUCCUGCAGGAAAAGCCCAUCUUCAUGACCGAGCCUGACCCAACCACCCAGGAAGAUGAAGUGGAUGAAAACUCACAGCGUGUUCUCAGCACAGAUGCAAGCAUCAUGCAUGUAAAAGCUUUUGAGAGUCACGGUCACAAACGCUCGUCAAGCUGGGGAAGGACUUACUCGUUCAGCAGUGCCAUCAAUCGGGGUUUUCUCACUGAGGAGCAGAAUAGAGACGUUAAAGCUGGCAUGCAGCCCACACUACAGGUUUUCCUGACCAACUCAUCCAAUGUGUUCCUGUUGGAGCCAUGCCAGGACGUUCCCAAACUCCUGGAAAAUCAGGUUGAAGUGUGCAAGAAUGUUCUCAGCAUCUAUCGGCACAUGAUCAUGGAGCACAGCAUGACUACACAGACGUGGGAGCAGAUGCUGCAGGUGCUACUGAAGAUCACAGAGGCAGUAAUGAAGAGGCCACAAGAAAACCAAAGAAAAGACAGCUUUGCUGAAAGUUUAGCAUCCUUGCUUUUUAGGACUAUUAUUGUGGCGUGGGUUAGAGCAAAUCUCAGCGUAUUUAUAUCUCGGGAGCUGUGGGACGAGCUGCUGGCAGUGCUGUCCUCUCUUACCUGCUGGGAGGAGCUGGUGAUGGAGUGGGCCAGCAUCAUGGACUCGCUGACGGCUGUGCUGGCGCGCUCCGUUUAUGGCCUGGACAUGGCCAACUUGCCUUUAGACAAACUCAGCGAACAGAAGGUGAAAAAGCAGCGAGGACGUGGGGUUAUCCAGGACUCCCAGAAGGCUGCUGCAGUUGCACGCUCGUUCUCACUGAGCUGGAGAAACCACGGAGAGCAGGGUGGGCCGGGAGCCCAGGAGCCCAUGAGGAUUCGCUCUGCCACUACCUCAGGAGCCCCCGGUGUGGAGAAAGCCCGGAACAAUGUCCGCCAGAAGGCCUCUGCUAAGCGAAGCCAGUCCAUCAGCAACUGUGUCCAUCUUUACGAGGCUUUGCCCACUACUAAAAGUGUUCCUAUGCUGCUCCACACUGUGAGCUCUUUCUUGCCUGGUAUCUCUUCUGGUAAUUCUGCUUGCUCUCAUAGACUCUCAGAUGUAGAAGAAUGUCAGCUCUCAGAAUGUGGAGGAGAAGAGGAAACGGGGGGCAGGGAGAGUCCUCUGCAGCGGAGCAGCAGCACCUCGGACAUCACCCAGCAGCUGUCUGACACUUUACCAGCCCAGAAGAGAGACUACUCCCCCACUUCCUGUGGUUCUGAGGGCAGGACUGAGAGCAUAGAGCCACCAGUGAUAUUGAUCCGACGGAGCAGCAGUCCAGCCGAGGCAGAGUCGAGCACUGACGGACCCCCAACCUACACAGGACACAAACUCAGAGAUAAAAGUGAAAGUGUGAGUAGCGAGACAUCCAACGGCUACCUCAAUGAGGCUGAAGUUACAUGGCAAACAUUCGACGAGGAGGCCGACACUCAGUCCACGCAGUCGGCUCACAUGGACGUUACAGCUGACCCCCAGAACCAAGGGAGUUUGCUGCUCAGCCACAAUGACGCUCUAGCCGGUCCUGAGUGUGCCCUCCUUCCCCACUCUGCUCCUCCCUACCACCACAAUUACCACUACCCCCCCUCCUCACCGACCCUGCUGGUGCACACCGAGUGCCCGCGGGACUGUCCCCUGGAUGACACCAUGCAUCAGUCUGUCUUACACAUGCCACACCACUUGGACAGCAGUGAGUGUCUUGCCGAUGAUGUCAGCAUCAUCGCUGGGGGGACGCUGACUGGUUGGCAUCCUGAUUCUGCUUUUGUCCUGUGGAGGAGGAUUUUGGGUAUUUUGGGAGAUGUCAAUAACAUCCGAUGCCCUAAGAUCCAUGCCAAGGUUUUCUCCUAUCUCUAUGAUCUCUGGCACAAGCUGGCCAAGGUCCGGGACAAUCUGGGGAUCAGCGUGGAUAACCAGUCCUCUCCUCCCCAGCCUGUGUUCAUCCCUCCUCUUCGAAUGCUAGCAUCAUGGCUCUUCAGGGCAACCAUGCUCCAAGCAGAGUACAAGGCUGGCAAACUGCAGGCAUACAAGCUGAUCUGUGAGAUGAUGACCAGGCACCAAGACGUCCUCCCCAACAGCGACUUCCUGGUGCACCUGUACCACGUCAUGCACAAGGGCUUCACCAGCGAUGACCAGGACGUUUUGAAUACCAUCGUCCGCUCCUGCUCGCCCCGUUUCUUCUUCCUUGGUCUACCAGGUUUCACGAUGCUGCUUGGAGAUUUUAUCACCGCUGCUGCUCGUGUCCUUUCUUCUGACUCCAAAGAGGCUCCAAGGAUAGAGGCUCAGACAAUUUUGGGCUCCCUUGUGUGUUUCCCCAACCUGUACCUCCAGAUUCCUGUUCUGCACUCUGUGCCUGGCUCUAAUGACAUCAGUGUAGGCAAUGAGGAUAUCAAGAAUUAUCUGGUUAAAAUUCUUCUGGAUGCAGCCACAAAAGAAUAUUUUGAAGGAGCAAGGUGCAUUGCUGUAUGCAGCCUGGGCCUGUGGGUGUGUGAAGAGCUCACGCAAAACAACAUUCACCACCAGGUUAAAGAUGCCAUCAAUGUUCUGGGAGUAACACUAAAGUUUGGGAACAAAGUAGUGGCCCAAGUCGCCUGUGACAUGUUUCAGCUGCUGAUUUCUCACUGGGAACAUCUCCAGAGACUGGAUCCAACUCUUCCCAAGAAGAUAAUUGAGAUCUUUGUGGCUACAAUAGCCUUUUUGUUGCCAAGCGCAGAGCACUCGACAGUGGAAGCAGACAAAAAGAUGAUGGUUUCACUGCUACUUUGCUUGCUGGACUGGUGUAUGGCUGUUCCCCUGAGUCUGCUGCUAGAACCCAUCACCAAGUCGUCUUUGGAGCCCCACUCACCCAGCAAGGCCCCGCUCCUGGACUACAUCUACAGGGUGCUUCACUGCUGUGUGUCCGGCUCCAACCUGCACACCCAGCAGAGCCACUACCUGCUCAGUCUGUCGGACUUAUCCAAUGAAUACGACCUGAUGUUGGGUCAGGUGAAGAGCUUCGAGCCUCCACCCUCCCAAAUGACCACAGCAGACUUUGGCAACCUGUUGACAGUAGCUGAGGAGAAGCGCCGUCGAAACAUGGAGCUCAUCCCUUUGACGGCGCGGAUGGUCAUGACUCAUCUGGUGAACCAUCUUGGCCACCAUCCCCUCAGCGGUGGCCCGGCUCUCCUUCACAGCCUUGUGAGCGAAAACCACGACAAUCCGUAUGUGGAGUCGUCCGAGCUGUCCUCUGAGGUCUUUAAAAGCCCCAACCUGCAGCUGUUCGUCUUCAACGACAGCACGCUGGUGUCCUACCUUCAGAUCCCAGCCGAGGCGCCCGCCGCAGGUCAACCUCCGCACCCUUCCUCCCAAGUUCGCAUCAUCGUCCGAGACAUUUCAGGAAAGUACUCUUGGGAUGGAACGAUUCUGUACUGCACUGCGCAGGAGGACCCUGAUGUGGGUGCUUUCCAUCCAGCUGACCCGCCUCUUUCAAAAACCUCCAAUACACACGGCAGAAACCAGCCAACCUCUCCGCUGAAAGGACAUUACAAAACUCACUGCUCCGUCUCAGACUCCCUCUCUAACUUCUGCGAAGAGGACGAGGUCGAUGUGCUGGAUAAGCUUUUGGAGGACCUUAGCCACAGCAGCCCAGAAUGCCUCCCUCAGCCACGGCUCCAGCUCAAUCAGCCAGCCCCGUCACCUCAUGGCAUGAACCUGGAACAAGAGAACACUAUACUGGAGGCCAUUCUCCGUCAGACUCAGCAGGAGGAGGAGCAAGUCAGGAAGUGGGAUGCCGAUGUGAGCUUUCGGGCUGCCUGCCAGAGGGAACCCUCCCACCAGGAACCAAAAGCUCCUUUCUAUUUCUGCAGACUGCUUCUUAAUGAUCUGGGCAUGAACUCAUGGGAUCGCAGAAAAAGCUUCCACUUGCUGAAGAAAAACUCUAAACUUCUAAGAGAGCUGAAGAACUUGGACUCCAGGCAGUGCCGAGAGACGCACAAAAUUGCUGUGUUCUACAUCAGAGAAGGCCAGGAAGACAAGUGCUCCAUCUUGUCGAACUACGCAGGCAGUCAGUCCUAUGAAGACUUUGUAUCUGGACUGGGAUGGGAGGUGGACCUGGCCACACACUGCGGUUUUAUGGGAGGACUCCAAAGGAAUGGCAGCACAGGUCUAACAGCUCCCUAUUACGCUACCUCCACUGUAGAAGUCAUAUUCCAUGUAUCCACGAGGAUGCCAUCUGAUUCUGAUGACUGUCUCACCAAAAAGCUGCGUCACUUGGGCAACGAUGAGGUGCACAUCGUGUGGUCCGAGCACACCAGGGACUACCGUUGUGGCAUCAUCCCAACUGACUUUGGAGACGUGCUCAUUAUCAUCUACCCAAUGAAGAAUCACAUGUAUUUCAUCCAGGUCAUUAAGAAGCCUCAGGUUCCUUUCUUUGGACCUCUGUUUAAUGGCGCCAUCGUCACCGGGUCGCUGUUGCCAAGUUUGGUACGAGCCACUUGUAUCAAUGCCAGCAGAGCUGUCAAGUCCCGGCUGACUCUCUACCAGAGCUUCUACGAGGAGCGAGCACUCUACUUGGAGGCCAUUGUUCAGAACCACAGAGAGGUCAUGACCUUUGAAGACUUUGCUUCGCAGGUCUUCUCUCCCUCCCCUGCCUAUUCUGCGAGCGGAACAGCGUGCAGGCGUUGGCCGGGGAUGGUUUGGGACAUGGAGUACCCCUGGGCCAAGCUGGACUAUUAACAAAAAUAUCUUAAAGGUCCAAAUGCUAGAUGUGGUGAAGGUAAGCCAAAGUCGGACUGGAAGCUUGUUUCGGUCCGGCUGCUUUACCUACCCUUCACUCACCCUGACUGUUCUUACCGAAGCCGCUCUUCUUUUUAAAUUCAGUACUAACCAAGCUUUAUUUACUGAAUGUGCUUCAGAAUGGGAAAAGAAAGAGAAACCGGGCUGUUUAUUUGGGGGGUGUCCUACUGUUUAGGCCAGGCUGGUAAUUGAGAGCCAUGUACGGUGGCGACAAUUAGCACCUGACUAAGUAGCAGCAUGAACAAUAAAGCUACACUUCUGGCCCUUGCUUCUGCAUGUGGUGCGCCUUUAUCUCUUCCCCCUGCAAACACUUUUCUUUUUUCUCUCUUUCCUUUUUUUUUAACCCCCCCCCCUCAUUUCCUCCUGUUGGAGUGUGCCUGUUUGCCUGGGGCAUACUCUGAGACUAACACCUGCCGCACUGGAAGACGUCUUUGUCAUCUAAAGCCUUGUUUGAACUGCUGCACUGGGGACCAAUGGGAGUGCAGGGCCAUUUAAAGGGUCCCCUUUUUUUAUCUUUUUGCCCUUUUUCAAUUUUUCUUCUUUCCUUCUAAAACAAACGGGAGUGCAAGGGUGGGGGCGCUAAAUGGGUGGGUUCAAAACAAAGAAAUGUAUACAUUCAGAUAAAAUUCCUCUUGAUUUAUGAUAUUUUGCUAUAAUACUGUUCACUGUAAAUAUAAAUCUGAGACAGAUGCAGCUGUAGGCAUGGCUGGUAUAAGAUCCUUACAGUUCAACCUGCAGUAAAAAUACCAUUGCUUCUUGAUAUUUAACCAAAAAUGUGUUGCUUGUAUGUAGUGAAUUGUUUUAUUCAAGAGAGAAAAGCAUCAGGUAUUCCUUCUGCUGCUGAUAUAAUUGAAUAUUACUGUUAACGGGCCGAUUACUGGUAGACUGAGGGUUUAAGAAUGUGAAGUUUUAAAGAUGGUACAGUUGGACAUCAGUUUCACAGAGACACCGCAAAAAAUCCUGGAGUGAUCAGAGCUUUCUCCGGAAAUAUAGAGCCAUGGAGGGCCGGGGGGGAACAGCACUGCCUUUUCCCCAUUUGUUGCUGAGCACUCCCAGUCAGCUGGCUGAAAGAAUGUAUUUUUUUUUCUUUUCUUUUUUUUUUCCUUUGGAAAUGUUUUAUAUAUUUUAUUUGUACAUUUUAACUCUUUCACACCUGCAGUUGUGAAAGAGUUAAAAAGAAAAUAGUGUAGUCGUUUUCUUUCAGUCAGCUGACUGGCAGUGCACAGCAUCAAAUGGGGAGUUGUUCCGGGCUGCAUUACUUUAUCCUUCAUAAGAAAACUGACCAGUCCAGCGUUUUCUCUUCCAUCUAAAUAAAGGAUGUAAAGCCUUUGAUGUGUUGGAAAACUUCAGCAGCUUUCAACCAUAACUUUUUAAAACGCUGGUCACCAGGAACCGGUACUUGCUGAGCGUGUUCUACCUUUAACAGCUUCCUUUUAUUUGGCCAGAAGGUGUUUACGGUAGAUGUGUUUUUUGUUGUUGUUGUUGUUGUUUGUUUGUUUUCUUUUUUUUUUUUUAUUCACUGCUGGAAUGAAUGCCUUCCAGUGAAGAUUAUAGGAAUGCAAAACUUCCCCGGCACACAGCUUCAGCCAAGCUUGUCCCUCUUUUACAUUUAAAUGCCGAAUUUCCAGAAUGCAGUUUCACCUCCCCUCCUGUAGCCCUGCACAAUGCUCACACCCAGCGUUCCAUCCUCAGCCCGGCCUCCUCUCCCAGCGACCUGCAGCGCUGGAUGCUGCUGGUGUCCACUGUGCUGCCUGAGUCUGUUAUUCCUGCCAUCUGCCAUCCCUUUUAGCCGCUGCAACUUGAGAUGCCUCGGAAAAAUGGCAGGAAAUAAAAGGAUAGGAAAGAAAAUAGGCAAGCAGAUGCCAUCUCAACAAAGCAGAAAAGUUGUUUAAACGGGCGGAGGGGGGAGUUCCCCCUCCCCCCCCCACACUCCCCACCCCAGUAGUUCGGAUUUGGUCGGGGGCGCAGCGAGAAAGUCGAUGUUCACAAUACUUGAUUGUCCUCAGCGGCAUUAUUACCGUUAGUCGUCCCAUAAUCACUGAUGGGAACUUGGUUUUUUUUUUGUCCGAAAAACGACAAGGUGCUACAAUGGGAAUGCUCCAAUAUUCACAACAAGAGUGUAAUGUGUAAUUUUGUUUUCAUUCAGAGCAUUUUGCCGUCACGCUGUGAACUGGAUGCUUUCCUUUAAGCUGGAACGGUGGCCUUUCUUUUUGCAUUAUAUAAGCAAGCCAAGGGGGUUGGGAAGGGGAAAUGGGUUCUCUUUUAGCAAGCUUUGCUUUUCAGCAGCAUGUGGGG